Homarus americanus (American lobster) is the source of this 2060-nucleotide messenger RNA. RefSeq names its product putative methyltransferase DDB_G0268948. The transcript has 7 exons. Lineage: Eukaryota; Metazoa; Arthropoda; Malacostraca; Decapoda; Nephropidae. The coding region runs from base 229 to 933 and encodes 234 amino acids. The record is from RefSeq and is a predicted model, not a curated record. Gene Ontology annotation, molecular function: S-adenosylmethionine-dependent methyltransferase activity.
AAGACUUUCUUGUGAAGUAAACAAACUUAUUGCAGCUCAUCACUUUUUACUUGGAACUUGCCCUUAAAAUGUAUCAACCUAUGGUGUUUUUAACUCUACAUUAAGUAAUAUUAGAACCGGCAUCAUAGAGUCAUGGCGGUGGUGAUAUAAUGAGGUAAAGGUGUUAUCAUCCUGUACUCUCGUCCUAGCAGCAGCUCAGAAUUACAGGUAUAAGCACAAGCAGAGAACAUGGCUAACCGCUUCUUUGAGGGAGCAGUACAUGCGGCCUCGUAUGCCAAAUUUAGGCCUCAGCCUCCUGCGUCUCUUAUUGAUAGAGUCCUGACAUUCCUUAAAGAGAAGUAUCAAGGACCCUUCACAGCUGCUAUUGAUGUCGGAUGUGGUUCUGGUCAAAGUACACACAUCCUCAGCCCACAUUUUACCUCUGUCACGGGUCUUGAUAUUUCUCAGGCCCAGAUUACUGAAGCCACUAAACUAGGCACAGGAACAAAUGUUUUCUUCAAAGUGAGUGGUGCUGAAAAGCUGCCUUUCUCAGAGUGUAGCCUGCAGCUGGUCACUGCUGGUCAAGCUUGUCACUGGUUUGAUCUGCCAAAGUUCUAUGAGGAAGUUGAUCGUAUUCUUGUACCAGGAGGUGUCUUGGCACUGUAUGGCUACGCAUUCCCACAGCCCAUCUAUGGAGACCUUACAGAAAAACUCUAUGACAUUAUUAACUAUAUGUAUAAAAAGGAACUGAAUGGUUAUAUUUACCGAGGGAGUGAGGAAGUCUACCUCGAACGGUACCAAGCAGAAAGAUACAAGUUAAUAUAUGAUGAACACUUGGAAUACAGGUGUAUGAAAAAGACACGGGUGGCUACUGGGGAAGUGGUCGUAAAGAUGUUGAUGCUGCUUAUAGCCAUCAAAAGUUCAGCAUACCUUACUCAAGUAAUACAAGGUUAGAAUACUUACCGUAGCUAUUAUGUGUAGUGAGUAGUUUACAGAUACAAUACAAAAAUUUUGGAAUUUCCAAUAUCAAAUGCUAGUCAAGAGGAGGGAGUCAAAUGGGGAAUGAAUAAUGAAAAGAAGGACUGUAGUUUUUUUAGAAGCAUAGCAGUGUGUUCAAAUGCAUGUUGACCCCAGGAGAAGUAAAAAGUUCAAUGGAUUUACCUGUACAAAACAAUUAAUACUGUAUAUCCUACAGGGAGAAGAAACUGUUGUGUUAUUGAAAGAAGGGAGUGACAGAAAAUUAUAUUGUAAUAGAUGGAUAGAGGAAGAGUUUUAUGAGUACAGUAUUAUAUAUAUUAGAAGAUUUGUACAACCACAGUGUAAGAUACAUGAGAGUGAAAGUGAUAUUUAAGUUCUGUAGUACGGUAUUGAGUGAAUUUAGUGGAAACAUAUUGAGCAGAUAGCUAAGAGAGUUUGUUAUGUAGAUUUGCUUAAUUAAACUCUUAUUUAUACAGUUGUUUUUGGUCAUUGAAAUAGAAAGUGGAUACAAGUCGACAAAAGAUCUGUGGAGCAUUUCAGCAUUAAUCCUAAAAAGCAGCCAUCAUCAGUAGACUAUUUCAUUUUCCUUGCAUACCAUUUUUGUGCUUGCUGGGGGUGGAGGGGGUGGGAUCUUUAGUUGCUGCUGGUUAAGGUUUAAUAUUUAUGUAUUGUACUGUGUAUGUAGUUUGGGCUAUUGCUGGUUGUACAAAAACUAAAGUUUGAUAUAAAAAAAAGUGACAUCCCAGGGAAGGAAAUACUGUAUUGAGGCAGUAUAAAAACAGUUUGGUAGGAGAAACCUGAUACAGUAUCAAUAUUUUUCAAGUGCGUACUUUUGAAAUAUCGGAGACAUUAAAAGAAGAUUCAUCAAAGUAGAAUAGAAGACUCAAAGUUGUUUUUGAAAAGAGAAGAGUGAUGAACAGUAAAACAGCCCCAACAUAAUCCUUAUAUAUAAACCUCAGUGAUAGUAGUGGUAUUAACGUUCUCGGUAUAUAGACAAAAUCACUUAACAGUCACCAAAACAUAGUACAAUGUGAAAUGUUAGUAAUAUACCCUCACUGAGGGGAAGAAAAAAAAAAAACCAUGGUAAGUACCAACAUCGAUAC